Messenger RNA from Monomorium pharaonis (pharaoh ant), 2521 nucleotides. RefSeq names its product sodium-coupled monocarboxylate transporter 1. The coding region runs from base 526 to 2319 and encodes 597 amino acids. The record is from RefSeq and is a predicted model, not a curated record. The transcript is spliced from 9 exons. Gene Ontology annotation, biological process: sodium ion transport; transmembrane transport. Lineage: Eukaryota; Metazoa; Arthropoda; Insecta; Hymenoptera; Formicidae. Gene Ontology annotation, cellular component: membrane. Gene Ontology annotation, molecular function: symporter activity.
AAUGUUCGAUUCUAAUCGUGAAACAAUAGCAAAUUACAGUUCUACUUUUGGAAUCUUACAUUUGAUAGCAUCGUUCUAUGGAAUACGUCACUUGUGUUAUCACGAAGGAUAUACGACCGAAAGUCCGUAUAAAUUUUUGGCAAACAAGCAACCAACGAUAUCGGCGAUGAAAUUAAUUUUGGUAUAAAAUGGAGCAUAAAGACAUCUUUUUAGAAAUCUCGUUUAUUUGCGAUUCGCAACGUUUUAUCUGAUGCUGUAAAUUAGGCUGACACCACGCAGAAUGUCGACCCGACAUGUAGCAUUGCAUUACACGUCAUUGUCAGUAGGCAUGCAGAUUUCGUUUGGUACUUUUCCAAAUUCCAACGAGAUUGUUUUUAUUAGAUACAUACAUGAUUAGAUCGUGGACGCGACAGUUUUCUGAAAUUCAGUCGCCUUAUUGCCGACGCAGUGCAUUAAUUCAGAUACUAAUGCCGAAUUCCGGUCGCUGUACAGUGAAAAGAAAAUAAUCGAAAUAUUGAAUUCAAGAUGAUUGCUAAUUUGACUGGCACGGAACCGUUUUUCGCGGGUCACGAACUGAAGGAACUCACUUUCGGAUGGACCGAUUAUACUUUAUUCGGCGGGUUGCUGGGUGUCAGCGUCCUCAUCGGUAUCUACUUUGGUUUCUUCAGCACGAAACAGGACAAUACUACCGAAUACUUACUCGGCGGCAAGACUAUGUCUUUUCUUCCAAUUAGCAUGAGUCUGAUAGCAAGUCACAUAUCGGGAGUGUCUUUGCUCGGCGUGCCUUCCGAGGUAUACCAGUACGGAACUCAAUAUGCCGCAUGCAUUUUCACAUCUUUCAUCAGCUGUUUCAUAAUCGUAUGCGUAUACCUGCCGGUAUUUUACAAGCUGCAGCUGACAAGCACUUUCGAGUAUCUGGAAAUUAGAUUCGCCAGGCCAGUCCGGCAAUUAGCGUCCUUUCUCUAUACCCUCUCCUUGGUAGUCUAUGUGCCGUUAAUAAUCUACGUGCCGGCGUUAGCCUUUUCGCAAGCGACCGGGAUGAAUCUGCAUUAUGUCGCGCCAGUGAUAUGCAUGGUGUGCAUCUUCUACACGACCAUCGGAGGUCUGAAGGCUGUCGUAUGGGCGGAUACGGUUCAAAUGACGGUGACUGUCGGAAGUCUCAUUGCCGUUUUGAUCUUGGGAACGAUUGCCGUGGGCGGCGUCGGUGAGAUCUGGAGAAUAGCCGGGGAGGGUGGUAGAAUUGUGUUUUGGAAUAUGGAUCCCAGUCCUUUCGUUAGAAAUUCAUUUUGGGGCAUGACAGUGGGAAUGGGAAUGACAUGGCUAGCAUCACUGGGCAUCAGCCAGGUUUCUAUGCAAAGAUUUCUGGCAGUACCUACUAUAAAAGAAGCACAGAAGUCGAUAUGGUUCCUGGCUGUAGGCCUAGUAGUCGUAAAACUGAUUUCCGUUUUCACCGGUCUUACGAUGUACGCCAGAUAUCACAAGUGCGAUCCCAUAACUGCACACGUGGUGGCAAGGAGCGACAAGAUAUUGCCGUAUUACGUGCUGGACGUAGCCGCGAACGUUCCAGGACUUCCUGGCCUCUUUCUCGCCGGUCUGGUAAGCGCCGGUCUCUCGACGAUGAGCGCCGGACUGAACACAGUCGCCGGCACGAUUUAUGAAGAUUUCAUCGAUCCCUGGCUGCCAAAGAGCAACGACAAAGAGACUAGAGCCGCCAACAUUAUGAAGGUCACGGUGGUAGUCCUAGGCAUUCUGUGCGUGGGCAUGGUGUUCCUCGUGGACCGUCUCGGUGAUAUCUUUCAAUUAUCCCUGACCGUGACCGGUAUCACCGCCGGUGCUAUGUUGGGUCUGUUCUCGCUGGGGAUGCUGGUGCCCUGGGCGACAACCAAGGGGGCGGUGGUCGGCGGACUUGUCUCGAUGGUGACGAUGAUCUGGAUCAUCGUCGGCGCGCAAUGGCAUAUGGCCAAUCGCAGUCUCUCCUACGAACCUCUUCCCUCCACGACGGAGGGUUGCCUGAACGUACCCGGUCUGUUUAAUCAUACGACGACCACGCAGAAUCCAAUGCCAGCCGUGGACGAGCCUUUCGUCAUGUACAGGAUAUCCUUCAUGUACUAUACGCUAUUGGGGGCCCUAAUCGUGAUGGUGAUCGGCACGAUAGUCAGCUUCAUCUGCGGCGCUCCUGAUUUAAGGGACAUUAAUCCAGAUCACUUCCCACCGUUCAUAGCCAGACUUUUACUGCCGAAGAAAUAUAUGGAAGUGUCAUUGCAUGCGUUGCCGACAGCAUUGGUAACUAAUCCAGAGAAAGAAGAACUGAAAUCUUGAAACAUAUUUUAUUUUUUGUUUCUAACCGUAUCUCUUGUCCGUGACCUUAACAAGACUUUAUUACAUUAAAAUACACACCCACAUACACAAACACAAUAAUUAAUGCGCUUUUGGAAAAUUGUUUGAUUACAAAUUCUAUGAUCUCUGUAAUAAUAUUACAUACUCUAUAUACUGAAUAUAUAUAUUAAUAUGUUAAAAAAAA